GUGCAGGGGGGCGAGAGGGAGGGAGCGACGGCGCGCGGGCGUUUGAGUUGUUCGCCACCUACCCUCCAUUUUCAUCUCUUCUUCCCCGCCCAGUCUCGCUGUCCCUCCAACAACCGGCGAUCGUCGUCGACCGAGUAUUCCAGUAUACUAUACCAUACCAUAGCAGCAGCGCAGAGCCGACCUCUCCCAUUACCAAUCCUCCCUCCUCCACCUCCUCCUCCUAUCUUCUCCUGCUGUGAUCUCGCCGUCGUAACUCGGAAGAUCAGGGAGGAUCGGAUCGGAGGAUCGAAGAUCUCGGUCUCUCCAAGAAGAAGAAGCAGCAGCAGCUAGGAUUCGAUUCGAUCACGGCCAGAUAGAGGUGUUCGAUCCGUUCGUCGCCGUCGUCACAAAGGAGAGAGGGCCGCGGCGGCCGCCGGUGAGGAGGAGAUGUCGUCGUCGACGGCAGCGACGACGGACGGUGCCGCGUCGAGGCUCGGCGUCGCCGGUGCUCUGGGCAUGUCGGUCACGUCGUCUGUGGCCAUUGUCAUCUGCAACAAGUACCUCAUCAGCACCCUCGGCUUCUUCUUCGCAACGACGCUGACGAGCUGGCACCUCAUGGUGACAUUCUGCACGCUGUACGUCGCGCAGCGCCUGCGGUUCUUCGAGGCGAAGCCGAUCGACGCGCGGACCGUCGUCUCCUUCGGCUUGCUGAAUGGCAUCUCCAUUGGCCUCCUCAACCUUUGCCUUGGGUUCAACUCGGUUGGCUUCUACCAGAUGACCAAGCUGGCGAUUAUACCAUUCACCAUGCUCUUGGAAACCAUCUUUCUUAGCAAGAAGUUCAGCCGGAGCAUCAAGGCCUCUCUGAUGGUGCUGCUCCUCGGCGUCGGCAUCGCGUCGGUCACCGAUCUCCAGCUCAACCUCCUCGGCUCGAUCAUCGCCGUGCUCACCAUCGCCGCGACAUGUGUCAGCCAGAUCCUGACCAACCAAAUCCAGAGGAGGCUGAAGGUGUCGUCCACGCAGCUGCUGUACCAGUCGUCGCCGUACCAGUCCGCCGUGCUGCUCGUCACCGGCCCGUUCGUCGACAGGCUCCUCACCAACCGCGACGUCUUCGCCUUCUCCUACACCAUGCAAGUCGUGGCGUUCAUCGUGCUGUCGUGCUCGAUCGCGGUGUGCGUGAACUUCAGCACGUUCCUGGUGAUCGGGACGACGUCGCCGGUGACGUACCAGGUGCUGGGCCACCUCAAGACGUGCCUCAUCCUCUCCUUCGGCUACGUGCUGCUCCGGGACCCCUUCACCUUCCGCAACGUCGCCGGCAUCCUCGUCGCCAUCUUCGGCAUGGGCCUCUACUCCUUCUUCUCCGUCUCCGAGAGCCGCAAGAAGGCCGAGGGCCCCUCGCCGCCGCUGCCGCUCUCCUCCUCCCAGAUGGGGGAGAAGGACGCGGAGCCGCUGCUGGGCGGCGCGGCGGCGAAGAGCUCGCCGUGGAACGAGGCGAAGGGCGUGCAGAGCUUCGACGAGGUGCCGAGGACGGCGAAGACCGCCUUCACCCGGCCGUAAGAUCGAUCGGUGAAGACGAUCGAACGCGUGCAUCGCGUAGGACAGUAGCUAGUGAAAUCUGAGCCAUCUGUGAUGUGAUAGAGCAACGAAAUUUGAGCAAAAAAUUACAUAUAUAUCAUGCGACGUCGUCCCAUCUCACCGCAAUUCGUUCCUUUUUUUAAAAAAAAAUUCUAGAUGGCAUAAUGUAUUGGUUUGUUGGAUUUUUCUGUGGCUCCCAAGAACUGAAAAAGAUCGAUCUUUUUGUACAUGAGCUUGAACUGCAUCCUCUGUUUGAAUCAGGCCUAAACUGUGUUGAGAG
Messenger RNA from Oryza brachyantha (malo sina), 1831 nucleotides. RefSeq names its product UDP-xylose transporter 1-like. Gene Ontology annotation, cellular component: Golgi apparatus. NCBI's taxonomy places the organism in Eukaryota, Viridiplantae, Streptophyta, Magnoliopsida, Poales, Poaceae. The transcript has 8 exons. Bases 427 to 1533 code for a protein of 368 amino acids. Gene Ontology annotation, molecular function: antiporter activity; UDP-xylose transmembrane transporter activity. The record is from RefSeq and is a predicted model, not a curated record.